Molecule: messenger RNA, 493 nt
Organism: Gossypium raimondii (Peruvian cotton)
Lineage: Eukaryota; Viridiplantae; Streptophyta; Magnoliopsida; Malvales; Malvaceae
Product: basic form of pathogenesis-related protein 1
Exons: 1
Coding region: 1-480 (159 amino acids)
Cellular component (GO): extracellular region
Source: RefSeq, a predicted model, not a curated record
AUGGGAACCCAAUUUUCAGUAGCUAUUUGCCUAAUGGCUUUCACUCUUGCUUAUGUUUCCCUUGCCCAAAACCCCUCUAAUGAAGAUUACCUUAACGUCCAUAAUGCAGCUCGUGCAAAGGUUGGGGUUGGACCAAUGACUUGGGAUGCCACUGUCGCUGCCUAUGCACAGCAAUAUGCUAGUAAAAGGAUUGCAGACUGUGAUUUGAUUCAUUCAACUGGACCCUAUGGGGAGAACCUUGCGGAAGCCUCCUACGCCUUAAGUGGUGCGGAAGCAGUGACAUUGUGGGUGGACGAGAAGCCCCACUACAACUACGACGCCAAUCAAUGUGUUGGUGGAGAGUGUUUGCAUUAUACGCAGGUGGUUUGGCGAAAUUCAACCCGCCUCGGGUGUGCUAGAGUUAAGUGCAACAGUGGCUGGUGGUUCGUCACCUGCAACUAUGAUCCUCCAGGGAACAUUGUUGGUGAACGUCCCUAUUAAUCUAUUUAUUAGU